Messenger RNA from Penicillium macrosclerotiorum, 873 nucleotides. Its product is annotated as pre-mRNA-splicing factor SYF2. Bases 1 to 873 code for a protein of 290 amino acids. Gene Ontology annotation, cellular component: catalytic step 2 spliceosome; Prp19 complex; post-mRNA release spliceosomal complex. Lineage: Eukaryota; Fungi; Ascomycota; Eurotiomycetes; Eurotiales; Aspergillaceae. The transcript has 3 exons. The record is from RefSeq and is a predicted model, not a curated record.
AUGCCCAGGACACGAAAGGACAAGACUUCCGCGAAUGAUGAUUCGGCCGUUGAACAGCCUGAGCAGGUCGUUACCCCCCCAAAAGAUAACUCGAGUUCAACAGAGCCAUCCGCCGAAAAGAAAGCAGAUGAUACUGCCUCUAAGGCGCUCGAUCGGCAAGCUAGAUUUAAAGCGCUACAAGCUCGAGCUAAAUCUGCAAGCGAACGAAACAUGAAAGAAACUGCGGCGGAGACACAGCGCCUUGCUACCGAUCCAGCUCUCCUUAACUCCCUUUCUCGCAAACAUGCCUUCGCCUCACACAAUCUUCUCAAAGCUGACACUGAAGCAGCGGGGGAAGAUUUUGAGCGAAAGCGCGCUUGGGACUGGACGAUCGAUGAAUCAGAGAAAUGGGAUCGACGCAUGGAAAAGAAGCAGCGCCACCGUGAUGAUGUCGCCUUUCAAGACUAUACUCAAGAUGCACGGAAAGUUUACAAGCGUCAAAUGCGCGAAUUGGCACCUGAUCUCGAAGCAUACGAAAAGGAGAAGAUGGCAGCUAUCGAAAAGGCGGCUGCCAACGGUGAUCUUGAAAUUCUCGAGACAGAAGCGGGAGAAAUGAUUGCGGUUGACAAAAAUGGCAGCUUCUACUCCACCGCCGACAGUGUGGGCUUUGCGGACAAUAAGCCAGAUCGUGCCAAUGUUGACAAGCUGGUUAAUGAUCUGCGGAAGGCUGAAGAAGUUCGCCUCAAGAAGCGAAGGGAACGUCAUGGUGACGAGGAGGCCGAUGUGACAUACAUCAACGAGAAGAACAAACAGUUCAACCAGAAAUUGGCCCGCUUUUACAACAAGUACACGACUGAGAUUCGGGACAGCUUCGAACGUGGUACAAUGAUCUAA